CACAACUCUAGUGUGAAGGUUUUUGGAAGGAGAACGUGUUGGUUUGGAAAAUAAAGGAUGCACAUCAAAUGUGCCCAUCAGCUAACCUUUCAAAUGUAUCAUAAAAUUUUGCAGAGUACAGCGGUUGUGAGGAGUAGAUGUAUACAGACAUCAGCAGUCCAUUUAGCUGGAGGCCGAUGGAGAGUUGAGAGAGGACUGCCAGAAAAUAACAAUCGAUAUGGACCUUUGACAGAUCUCCCCGAUUAUUCCUUUGUAGAUGGCAGACCAACUCCUAUAGGUCGGGGACAGCUGAGAAGAAAACAGACAAACCUUGAACUUGCUAAACGGAUUCAGAAAUUGGUAGGAGAAGUGAACUUUGCAAAGGAACGGUAUCAGAAAAUACAGGAAGAUGCUCAGAAAGAGAGAGAGAGACUGUUGAAGAGAAAACUAAAACCCAAGUGUGAUUCUUGAUACAUGAUUCAUUGUGUGCCGUGAUUAGUAUGGAACUGGGAUCAGACUUAAUACUGGGCAUGUACAUACUUCACACCAGUUGAUCCUCAUUGUAGUCUAUGUCUAAUUUGAACAACACGCAGUGAUAGAAAUAAGCAGAAUUUUUCACUUGUCCACCAGACAAAUACAUCUAGAAAUCUACUUGUCCGCCAACAUUUGCACUGAAAAAUUAUUUGUUUUAUUUAAAUACCAGGAUGAUGUUUUUGAUUGCUCAAAAUUUAACUGCACUGAAAAUUUCUACUUGUCCACUGGACAACCACCGAGGCAUAUUUUGCUUGUCCGAAUAGAUUUUCACUUGUCGGGACAAACGGACGUGUUUAUUUCAGACACCGACAGAAGAUGGGACUAAGCUGAUUUAGCUGUGGUGUUUGCUGAAUUCGCAAACUAUGAAUUUUAAAACCAAUUGGUGAAAUAAUUUCGUAUAAUAAUUGCUGUUUGUUAGAAAAUAACUGGUUUCUGCAAUUUUUAAAGUUUUAAUAGACAAUUUGGUGAAAUGUUUUCUUCAUCUAAGGGUAGCCCUCAGUAAGGUUUGUCAUUAGGUAAAAGUAGAAAAUCCUUACUUAUAUAAUCAUAAUUCAUAUUGUCGUGCUAUAGCAAUCUGCAUUUGAAAAGUCCACAUGACUUAAAUCAAAGGCUAUGAUAUGUACUGUCAUGUCUGGGAAACUUCAUAUAAAAAUUAUUUGCUGAUUUCUUCGCAUUUGUCACCUUUGAGAUGUAGAUUAAAAUGUGCUAUGGUGUCAUUUAAACAAAUAUUUUGUUACUUUCAUUAAAAUGUCCAUCUUUAAACUGGUGCUAGUAUUGUUACAGAAGCCCGAUUACUUGACGUUUUCCAUUGUUUAAAGACUAUUGGGUAGUUUUGUAGUACCCGAUACAAGAUCAUGAUAAACAGGUUUGAAACUGAAA
Messenger RNA from Gigantopelta aegis, 1392 nucleotides. RefSeq names its product 39S ribosomal protein L52, mitochondrial-like. The transcript is spliced from 5 exons. Lineage: Eukaryota; Metazoa; Mollusca; Gastropoda; Neomphalida; Peltospiridae. Gene Ontology annotation, biological process: mitochondrial translation. The record is from RefSeq and is a predicted model, not a curated record. Gene Ontology annotation, cellular component: mitochondrial large ribosomal subunit. The coding region runs from base 58 to 450 and encodes 130 amino acids. Gene Ontology annotation, molecular function: structural constituent of ribosome.